Messenger RNA from Zootermopsis nevadensis, 1755 nucleotides. RefSeq names its product lysine-rich basic protein Rlb1 (gene Rlb1). NCBI's taxonomy places the organism in Eukaryota, Metazoa, Arthropoda, Insecta, Blattodea, Termopsidae. Gene Ontology annotation, biological process: maturation of SSU-rRNA. The record is from RefSeq and is a predicted model, not a curated record. Gene Ontology annotation, cellular component: nucleus; 90S preribosome.
UUUGCAAUUAUGUGGUUAACUGACCGUGAUUCAGGGUCCAACAUGAGCAGUUGAUGGUUAUGCAGACUGUCAAUAAAUUUAAUGUCUUUCCGUACCCAGUGGUUCACAGAAGCAUGCCAUUGAACACUGGCUUAGGACCCUAAUUGUAUUAGGUGAAGAGUCUUCGUUCUUAUUUCCUCCAUUCCACUACUACUUUCUCUUUCUUAGGUCAAAAUAUACAACUCAGCUAUUUGUUCCCAAAAUACUGUUAAUCAGAGGGGUGCAUCAAUAUUACUGCUUUCAUAAUUCCCGAGUAGACAUUCUCGCGAAGUUCCUACUGACGACAUAAUUCAAUUCAUUGACAGAUGGCACCACGCGCUAAGACAAACGUAGCAGCCGAUGAUCUUCCUGCCACCUCGUGUUAUUCAGCUUCCAAUACGUCGGUGUUCCUGAGUCUAGGAAAUGGGAGGCAUGUGUCAGAGAUUGUUUCAAUGCGGCAAGAAGCCAGGAAAGCAAAACUUCAUACAAUUAGCAAAUUGGUUCGUGAAGUGAGAAAAUUACGAAGCAAAAAUGGUUCUGAAGAUCAGAAGAAAAAGAAUAACAGAAAAGCUGAUAGGUUUAUGGAAGAAGUACUUAUUAUAAAGAAGCUGAAGGAUGAUGAAAUAUCAAAAUUUGCUCUCUGCAAUUCAAAGAUGUCAAGUGAAAUAAUUUUUGAUCUUGCAACAUCAUUGAAAGAUAAAGCAUUAACCAGGCUUUCCAAGCAGCCAAGCAUUUCCACACGUGUCAGUGAGUUUCGUAUGAAGUUUCCAGCAUGGGAUGUUAUUGUACCACAGUUACUACUGAAGUUAGGAGAUAAGAAAGCAAAGAAAAAGAAGGAAAAUAAAUCAAAAACAUGUGAAGAUAAAGAGAAAGAUGUGGUAAAAUCCUAUAAAGAGGAUCAGGCUGAGCUUGUGAAAAGUUGUACCAUUGAUGAUAUUUCUGAGAAAAAUCAAGCUGUAACUUCCUUAAAUCCUAUUACAAUUCACAGUCAAGAUAGACAACAAAAAAUCCCUCUUACUUCAGAGAAAAAACCAAAGAACCUAAGUGAAGAACUAAGUAGAGAAAGUGUCCGUGCAGAAAUAGAUGAUGCAGGAAUCAGAAAUGAAAUGAAAAUUGGAGAGAAUAGUUUAGCAGAAGUAAAGAGGUUUACUGAACAUUUAAAAUCAGAAAAUAACAUUGAAAAUAAUAACCUGGAUCUUGUAAAUCCUACACCUGUUUCCCCAAGUGCCACAAUAGUAGAUCCAUUCUUUGUAUGUGAAGAUGGUAAAACUGCAUACUUAACAAGUGUAAAAGGAAAUUCAGGAUUUAAUGAAGGGUCUGAUAUUUAUAAGAAAGAAAAUCUAUCAAAACAACCAACAUGGAUUAAGAAUGAUGAAAAGAGGUUCUUUCAAGCAGAGAGAAGGAAAAAUUUGCUGGUACAAAAGCCCAAAAUGCCAAACUUCAGGACAUUCCAGCAGCGACCACCAGCAUAUAAUUCUGAAAAUAGAACUAAGCAAUCAUCAUAUCUGAAGCAGAAAAUUAAUAUAGUUCAUAAUGAAAAGAAUCACAGCCAAACAACAGAUAAUACUAGUCCAAUUCAUCCAUCAUGGGAAGCAAAGAAAAAGUUGAAGGAACAACAGUGUGCUGUGUUUGCAUUCCAAGGCAAAAAGAUAAAGUUUGAUGAUUAAUUAAUGAAAAAUUAAUGUCAAGAAUGUAUAUGUUGUGUCUAUUUUAAACCAAUAAAACAGCUUAGUGAUA